Messenger RNA from Suillus subalutaceus, 3119 nucleotides. Its product is annotated as peptidase S8/S53 domain-containing protein. Gene Ontology annotation, biological process: protein processing. NCBI's taxonomy places the organism in Eukaryota, Fungi, Basidiomycota, Agaricomycetes, Boletales, Suillaceae. The coding region runs from base 85 to 2661 and encodes 858 amino acids. The transcript has 6 exons. Gene Ontology annotation, molecular function: serine-type endopeptidase activity. The record is from RefSeq and is a predicted model, not a curated record. Gene Ontology annotation, cellular component: Golgi membrane; trans-Golgi network.
CUUUCGACCACGUGGCACUAUAAUUUUCCGAGAUAGUCGCUGGUAAAGUCGCUCACAGUUACGUUCCCACUGUCGACAACCGACAUGCGACUGCCCCUCCAGCUUCUUCUGGCUCUUUUGAUCCAGCAAUGCUUCUGUGCUUCACAACCAGCCAAGCGCUCUUAUACAACACACGAUUAUUAUGUCCUCGAACAUCACCCCUCUGCAGGCGCAACUCUAAAUGAAUGCAUCGGAGAACUUGGAGUAGAACUCGUCGAGCAGGUCGGAGAACUACAAAACCUAUGGCUAGUACGCUCUUCAAAGCUCAUGCCCAGUGUUUCUCCAAGGACAGUCUCAGAUAGAGUCCUCGGCAGGUUCGAGAAUUUGGUCACCCUUGCAGGGCAUUCCACUAGCUUAUACCCACGGGCGGGUCGCCAAGCCCGUGCACACCGCAUAUUAUCGUCCAUAAAAUAUUUAUCCCCCCAGAUACCCCGCCAACGGAUAAAGCGAGACGGUUCUUCUCUAGAACGUGCACCACCUCCCGUAACUCCUGGCGACCCUCAACCGAAAGCAUCCGAAAUCAUCGCAGAACGACUUGGAUUCGUGGACCCCCUAUUUACAGAGCAAUGGCAUAUCCAUAUGAUGAACGUGACGGGUGUGUGGGAAAUGGGUAUCAUGGGGGAAGGCGUCAUUACUUCCCUGGUAGAUGAUGGAUUGGACUACCAGAGUCGGGACUUGGCUGAAAACUUUGAUGCUGACAAUUCAUACGACUUUAACGACCACACCGAUUUGCCCACCCCAGUUCUUUCAAAUGAUAAUCACGGUACGCGCUGUGCUGGUCAGAUCGCCGCAGUCAAGAAUGACGUCUGCGGUGUCGGACUCGCUUACAAGUCAAAAGUUGCUGGCGUACGCAUAUUAUCUGGGCCUAUAACCGACGCUGACGAAGCAGCUGCCUUGAACUACGGCUUACACAACGUGUCCAUCUUUAGUUGCAGUUGGGGACCACCUGAUGACGGCAGGUCGAUGGAAGCGCCGGGAUAUAUCAUUGAAAAGGCCUUUGUUAACGGCAUACAAAACGGUAGGGAUGGGAAAGGAUCAAUAUAUGUCUUUGCCAGCGGGAACGGGGCUGCGCAGGGAGACCAGUGCAAUUUUGAUGGGUACACCAACAGCAUAUACUCCGUCACCGUCUCGGCUGUAGACUUCAAAGGCCUACACCCAUACUAUUCUGAACCCUGCUCUGCCAAUAUGGUUGUAGCAUACAGUUCAGGGAGCGGUCAACAUAUUGUCACUACUGACACCCACAACAAAUGCUCCGACACUCACGGUGGCACCUCCGCCGCCGCCCCCAAUGCAGCUGGUGUAUUUGCUUUGGUGCUUCAAGUUCGACCUGACCUGACAUGGCGAGACAUACAACAUCUUUGCGUGAAAACCGCCCGGAUGAUAAACCCUGAAGAUCCUGACUGGGAACCCAUGGCUUCUGGACAGAUGUAUUCGUAUAAAUAUGGCUUCGGGAAGCUUGAUGCCUACGCCUAUAUUCAAGCAGCACAAGAUUGGCAGCUUGUGAAACCACAAGCGCGUUUCCACCCUCCUGCCAUACAGAUCGACAACGGCACUUUACUUACUGAGGAUGGAGACAUGGAAGGCGGGCAGCCGAUUAUCCCUGGAGGUCUUACGAGCUCGUUCACGGUAACGCAGGACAUGCUUGACACGCACAACUUCGAGGGGUUGGAGCACGUGACAGUUAGAGUGUGGAUAUCGCACACCAAGCGCGGGGAUGUCGAAGUUGAGCUCACAAGCCCUGGUGGAGUGCGUAGCGUUCUUGCAGCAAAGCGGGAUGGCGACCACGCCGGGACUGGUUUUAGAGGGUGGAGAUUUAUGUCCGUCAAGCACUGGGGUGAAAAUAUGAUCGGCACCUGGACGCUCAAGGUCUCUGACCAAUCAUCCGAGGGGCACAGCGGAACUUUCCAUGGAUGGCGUCUCAUGUUCUGGGGCUCAACUAUUGAUCCCACUGUCUCAACAACCUACGCUCUCCCGCUUUCAGAGUACCAGCUUCCUUCCACAGCUAACGAUGACGCAAUUAACAUCCCCACAUCGACAUCCAGCAAAUCCCACCCUAAACCCACUUCAGGUCUCCCAGAUGACCACGGUACUGCCGAGGGCGAGGCCAGCAAACCUGCGUUCCCAUCCCCAUCCGCACCGGCGACAGCGACGAUGACGCCCACACCAGAUGAAGGCUGGUUCUCAGACAUGUCCAACCUCGUGUCUAGCCAGAAAUGGUUCUUCGGCGCCAUCGGCGCAGUAGUGCUCUUCGGUGUGGGUGCAGGAGUGUUCUUCUGGAGACGCCGUGUGAAGCAUCGAGCGUACGCUGCGCUCAGCGCAGGUGACGAACUGCAGAUGAGCUCAGUCUCGAGGCAAGGCAGGCCUCGUGCCAAGGAGUUGUAUGAUGCGUUUGGGGAGGUGUCGGAUGACGAGGAUGCAGAUGAAGAGACUCGGUUGCGUGGCGCAGAGUUUCACUCUGGGUUCUUGGACGAUGAUGACCCACCGUCUGCCGGCCCUGCUCCAGUGUACAGAGACGAGCCUCGAGGGGAGCAUGAUGUAACUCCUGAUGUUAGAUCUGCAAGCCCUGGGAGCGGCAGUGGCAGUGGAGAUGGAAGCUGGGAGCAUGCUUCUCAGACACGUUGAUCUAUAUGGGCUUAUAUACGUACUUGUUUAUUUGGGCAUUUCUUUCAUGUGCAAUGAAGGAUACUGGCUGCAUUUUGUAUUUCGUUGAUGUCUAUAUUACAUAUCACUCGAGCAUCAUAAACAGGACGUCAGGAUACAUCAGUAUCUACAAUUGCCUGUGUAGAGAUGGGCCAUAUAAUGCACAGCGACAAUGAUGUGCAACCGUGGCAUCAGAUUUGGUAUCUGUGUGUGUGUGUGUAGAAGCUUGUGAUCAACGCGGCAAUGCGGACACAGUGCGAAAUCAAGAAAUGCAAGUGAAUAGAAAUGAAAGCACGAUGAUCUAACUGCGAGCGUGAGCAUCACCAUCAUUACCCCGGUGUGAUGACUGGGCGGGCUCCAAGCUCCAUCGCGGAGGCAUCCUCAGUCUACCAUCAGACCAGCAGGAGAGAUAGCAAAGGAAUGCCAUGAACCAAUGCACG